AUGGAAAAAAAGAACAUCAAUGAUCAGCCAUUCGAUUAUAGAGUGGAACAUAUAUUUCAUAAAGUGUUCGUAGAUUCCCCUAGUCUAUCUUCAUUGUCUUCAUUCACACUUGUUUUGCAUAUAAUUUGGCAGGGAAAUGAGCUUCAUAGCCAGGGAAAGUACAAUGAUGCCUUGCAGAAGUACUGUCUUGCAAAAAAGAACCUAAAAGGCAUUCCAUCAUCGAAAGGUCAAGCACUACAGUUGGCAUGCUCACUAAACUUGAUGUCAUGUUACUUGAAAACAAAGCAGUUUGAUGAAUGCAUAAAAGAAGGUUCUGAGGUAUUGGGAUAUGAUGUGAAGAAUGUGAAAGCACUUUACCGGAGAGGUCAAGCAUAUAAAGAACUAGGUCAACUACAAGAUGCUGUCUCUGAUCUUAUCAAGGCUCAUGAAGUUUCUCCUGAUGAUGAAACAAUUGCAGAGGUCUUGAGGGAUGCUGAGGAAAGAUUACUGAAGGAGGGAGGUGCACGUGCACCAAGAGGCUUAGUAAUUGAAGAGAUAAAUGAAGAUGAGAGUGCAACUUCUUAUGACAUUAAACGUUCAUCAACACAGUGUUCAGUCACACAAUCAGGAGACAUCAGUGACUCAGGUAAAACAGAGAGAGUGUCUUCCAAUGGUGGUCUGUCAACCAAUUCUGAGCAUUUGCAGGCUUUAAAAAAUGACCCUGAAGCUAUUAGGUUGGUAACUUGGUAUUUUCAUAUCGAAUGUUAGAAGUAGGUCUUAUUG
Messenger RNA from Humulus lupulus (European hop), 762 nucleotides. Its product is annotated as outer envelope protein 61-like. The transcript is spliced from 7 exons. The record is from RefSeq and is a predicted model, not a curated record. Gene Ontology annotation, molecular function: protein binding. The coding region runs from base 1 to 747 and encodes 248 amino acids. Lineage: Eukaryota; Viridiplantae; Streptophyta; Magnoliopsida; Rosales; Cannabaceae.